AUGGAGUCUCUUUACAAGAACUCUGUUUGGGAGUUGGUUCCUAAGCCCAAAGACAGAAAGCUAGUUGGAUGCAAGCGGGUAUUUAGGAAAAAUGAAGGACUACAUGAACAAGAUGCCGUGAGAUUCAAAGCAAGGCUUGCGGCUAAAGGGUACUCACAAAAGGAAGGGGUGGAUUAUGAUGAGAUCUUUUCACCCGUAGUUAAGCAUACUUCUAUCAGAUUGCUUUUAGCAAUGGCAACUCAGCAUGACAUGGAGAUUGAGCAGAUGGAUGUGAAGACAACAUUUCUUCAUGGGGAUCUAGAGGAGACAAUUUUCAUGGCUCAACCAGAAGGGUUUGUUGAAUAUGGGAAAGAAAACCUAGUAUGUAAGCUAAAGAAGUCCCUGUAUGGCCUGAAACAGUCUCCAAGACAGUGGUACAGGAGGUUCGAUUACUUCAUGCUGAAAAUCAAUUUUAGAAGAUGUUUAUAUGACUGUUGUGUGUACUAUCAUGUGUUCCAAGAUGGGAUGAUCAUAUUGCUAUUGCUAUAUGUGGAUGACAUGCUAAUCGCUUGUCAAGACAAGUCUAGAAUUCAAGACUUGAAGAAGAUGUUGAGCAAGGAGUUUGACAUGAAGGAUCUAGGUGCAGCACAGAAGAUCCUUGGCAUGGAAAUUCAGAGAGAUAGGACCGCUGGAAGGAUUUGGAUAUCACAAGCCAAGUAUAUUCAGAAGGUUCUUGAGAAGUUCAACAUGCAAGAAGCAAAGGUAGUUUCGACUCCUUUGGCAGCUCACUUCAAGUUAAGUGGGCAACAGUGUCCUAAGUCCGAGGAAGAGCAGCAAGUAAUGGAGAAGGUUCCUUAUGCUAAUGCCGUGGGCUGCCUUAUGUAUGCAAUGGUAUGCACACGUCCAGACAUAGCUCAAGCAAUCAGUGUCGUUUCCAGAUACAUGGGAAAUCCAGGAAAGCAACAUUGGGAUGCAGUCAAGUGGAUUUUGCGUUAUUUGAAGGGUUCUUGGCGACAAAGGAUUAUGUUUGAGAAGCAAAAAGAAAAUGUAAGGGUGUUGGGAUAUGUGGAUGCUGAUUAUGCAGGGGACUUGGACAAGAGAAGGUCAACUUCUAGUUAUGCGUUUACAUGCGCAGGAGGACCAAUCAGUUGGAGAGCACUAUUGCAACCAAUUACAGCUUUGUCGACCACAGAGGCAGAGUAUAUUGCAUUGGCCGAAGCUGGAAAGGAAGCAAUUUGGCUUAAUGGCUUGGUAAGUCAAAUGGGAAUCACCCAAGAUUGUGUGAAGCUGAAGUGUGAUAGUCAAAGUGCCAUUCACUUGGCAAAGAAUCAAGUUUUUUCUGGAAGAUCAAAGCACAUUGAAGCAAGAUAUCACAGAAUCAGAAAUUGGGUGGAGUCUAAGGAGAUUUGGAUUGAAAAGAUUCAUACAGAUGACAAUGCUGCAGAUUUCCUUACAAAGAUAGUGCCAGCCAAGAAGUUCAAGCAUUGCUUGAACUUGAUCAAUCUCGUUGAUUGA
Molecule: messenger RNA, 1494 nt
Organism: Prunus armeniaca (apricot)
Lineage: Eukaryota; Viridiplantae; Streptophyta; Magnoliopsida; Rosales; Rosaceae
Source: the annotation of a GenBank genome assembly